Messenger RNA from Thecamonas trahens ATCC 50062, 1476 nucleotides. RefSeq lists its product as uncharacterized. Gene Ontology annotation, biological process: aldehyde metabolic process. Gene Ontology annotation, molecular function: aldehyde dehydrogenase (NAD+) activity. The transcript has 2 exons. The record is from RefSeq and is a predicted model, not a curated record. The coding region runs from base 17 to 1459 and encodes 480 amino acids. Gene Ontology annotation, cellular component: cytoplasm. NCBI's taxonomy places the organism in Eukaryota, Apusomonadida, Apusomonadidae.
CUCGAAAAACCUCACCAUGUCCGACUACGGCACGCUCGUGACGACCAUGCGGACGUUCCACAAGACCGGCGCCACCCUUCCGCAGGCGUGGCGCUUGGAGCAGCUCCAGACGCUCAAGCGGCUGCUGUUCGAGUGCCAGGAUGAGCUGAUCGAGGCCCUCGAGGCGGACUUGUCCAAGUGCAUGACCGAGGCCAAGGUGACCGAGCUUGCGCAGCUGUUUGCUGAGAUCGACUACGCGGCGGCGAACCUAGGCUCGUGGAUGAAGCCCGAGUCGGUCAAGUCUGCGUCAUGGGUCAACUCGUUCGACUCGAUUCAGGUCCGGCGCGAUCCGCUAGGGGUCAUCCUCAUCAUCACGCCGUGGAACUACCCGUGCAUGCUGACGUUUCUACCGCUGGCGUCUGCGCUGGCAGCGGGCAACGUAGUGGUGCUCAAGCCGUCGGAGAUGUCUGAGAAUGUGGCGCGAGUCAUUGCCGACGUCAUUCCGCGGUACUUUGAGCCCAACGUGGUGUCUGUGGUCACCGGCGGAGUGCCUGAGACGCAGGCGCUUCUGGACGUUCGGUUUGAUCACAUCUCGUUCACCGGAUCGACAGCGGUGGGCAAGGUGAUCAUGGCGGCGGCAGCCAAGUACCUGACCCCAGUCACGCUCGAGCUCGGCGGCAAGUCGCCAGUCAUCGUCGACCCGACGGCCAACGUCGCGGCGGCGGCGCGGCGGAUCGUGUGGGGGAGGCUGAUCAACUCGGGGCAGUCGUGCAUUGCGCCCGACUACGUCCUCGCCCACGCCGAUGUCGAGGCCGAGCUUGUGGACGCCAUGCAGGCCGCCAUCCUCGAGUUUUACGGCGAGAACCCGGCCGAGUCGCCUGACUUUGGCCGGAUCAUCAACGAGCGCCACUUUGACCGCAUUCUGUCGCUGCUAGACAACCCGUCGGGGUCGGAUUUCGACGUGGUGACCGGCGGGCCGGAGCGCGCCGACCGCGAGUCCAAGUACAUUCCGCCGACCAUCCUGCGCAAUGUCUCGCCGUCUGCGGCGGUCAUGCAGGACGAGAUCUUCGGCCCGGUCCUCCCGGUUCUCUCGGUCAACUCACUCGACGAGGCCCUCGACUUUAUCAAGGACCGUGAGAAGCCGCUGGCACUCUAUCUCUUCUCCACCGACAAGGGCGUGCGCGAGCGGGUGCUGACCGAGACCUCGUCAGGCUCUGUCUGCGUCAACGACACUGUCAUCCAGCACGGUGUCAUCACCCUGCCGUUUGGCGGUGUUGGCUCUUCCGGCAUGGGCGCCCAUCACGGCAAGUGGGGCUUUGACGAGUUUACCCACACCAAGGCCGUCCUCGGCAAGGGCGCCGGCAUGGAGGGUCUCAACGCCGUCCGCUACCCGCCGUACGACGACACCAAGCUCGGCCGCGUCGAGUGGGCGCUUGGUUAUCCCAAGUCGCUUACCAAGUCGGCGUGCAGCAUCAUGUAAAACAACUCCUGUGGCUG